AUGGGCGACACCGCAGACGACAACGCCACCGUCACGGACGCAUCGCCCGCGAGCUACGACAGCCUCCUGCGGGAUCCGCGGUUUCGGCGUACGUUUACGCUGCCGGCAGACGCUGCAAAGGGCCGUCCGGAGGAGCUCCAGGUCACCUACGCGGACUACGGGUAUCGCAAUGAGCAGGAGGGUCCCGAUGAUGAGAAUGUCCUUUUAUUCUUCGCGCCUCUGUUGGGCUCGCGUAUGUGGCAUGUCGCCAAGGAUGCCUUGGCCAAGCGGCACAAGGUCCGCAUCAUCAACGUGGACAGACCCGGCGUGGGAGGCACGGGUGAGGUUCCCGCGGAGCGCCGGGUGGCUGUCUGGCGAGAUGUCAUCAUGGGCCUGCUCGCGCAUCUGGGCAUCCGACACGUCUCGCUGGGCUGCCAGAGCGGCGGGACCGUCCACGCACUAGACCUGCUGCUACACCAUCCCGAAGUCCUCCACCCGACGCGACCCUACCUGGCCAUCGGCGCACCUUGGAUCCUCCCUGCCCACUCUGGGGUCAUGACCAUGACCAUCACCCAGGCUCUCCCGGAGGUCCUCCUCGCCCAGACCGGUAGAAUGGCAACAGUCGUCAACAAAGUGGCACCCAUCGUCUCGGCAUCGUUCGGAUUCAGCCAGGCCGUUCUCAGCCUCGGCAGAGGAAAUCAGCCCUCUGAGACGGAUCUCGAUGAAGAUGCCAAGUUUGAGGAGAAAUUAGGCCCAAUACUGAGCAACUUUGUCAUGACGCAAGGCGUGGAUGGCAUGGCGCAGGAGGCCAUCCUGCUGAUGCAGCGAGCACCCGACAACGCCGGCUGGGGCGACUGGAAGGACUAUGAUGAUCUAGCCCCGCGACUGAGUGAGGCGCUCUCAGCGGCCGGGAGACAACUCGAGCUCGACGUCUAUUUCGCCGAAAAGGACGGCAUGGUCGGGGACGCGGGGUCCAAGGGUCCACAGUGGUUCGAAGAGUGCUGGAAGCGCGAGCAAGGCAAAGGCGUCAUCCGGUAUGCCAGUAGCGUGGUUGCUGGAGCAGAGCAUGACACGAUAUGGAACUUGCGAUGCGGUGCCAUGCAGAAGGUGUUUGCACGGAUAGGUAACAGUAUAGGGUCCGAGAGCGGGCGGGCAUGUCGGGAGGGGGAUGCAGACCUGGCUCUGUAG
Messenger RNA from Purpureocillium lilacinum, 1167 nucleotides. RefSeq lists its product as uncharacterized. NCBI's taxonomy places the organism in Eukaryota, Fungi, Ascomycota, Sordariomycetes, Hypocreales, Ophiocordycipitaceae. The record is from RefSeq and is a predicted model, not a curated record.